This is a messenger RNA of Alligator sinensis (Chinese alligator), 4807 nucleotides long. RefSeq names its product sperm associated antigen 9 (gene SPAG9). The record is from RefSeq and is a predicted model, not a curated record. Gene Ontology annotation, biological process: vesicle-mediated transport. The transcript is spliced from 30 exons. NCBI's taxonomy places the organism in Eukaryota, Metazoa, Chordata, Crocodylia, Alligatoridae. Bases 189 to 3656 code for a protein of 1155 amino acids. Gene Ontology annotation, molecular function: signaling receptor complex adaptor activity; MAP kinase scaffold activity; JUN kinase binding. Gene Ontology annotation, cellular component: cytoplasm.
AAACUAUGCUGAUCAAAUUAGUAGACUUGAGGAGAGGGAGGCGGAACUGAAAAAGGAAUACAAUGCUCUCCAUUCAAGACAUACGGAGAAGUUCGCUGCGUGCCCCAGUUUGAGAAACACUGGUCUAGUGUGACUAGAACAGGGAGUUGGAGACCUGAGUUCUGUCACUGUCGUAGCUACUGAUCUAGAUGAUACACAAUUAUAUGGAACACUUGGAAAGAACCAAACUCCAUCAGCUAACAGGGGGCGAUCAGCUAGAAUCCACCCCACACAGUAGAAUUAGAAAAGAGCGCCCUAUAUCGCUGGGCAUCUUCCCAUUACCUCCAGGAGAAGCGCUGCUCACGCCUGAGGCUCAGAGAGAAGCAGGAGAAACACCUGGGUCAGAGCAUUGGAAAUUCCACGAGCUGAGUCAUCCGCGGUCUCACACCAGUCUAAAGGAUGAACUUUCUGAUGUUAGUCAAACAGGCUCAAAAUCUACUACUCCAGCAUCAACAACAGCUUCAGAUGUGCCUGUGCUACCUGCUGAAACUCUCCUGAAGGAGGAAGCUGAAGGGCUUGCAAAAAGCGCAGAUGCACUGGACAAGAAAUCAGAUGUAAGCAAGCACAUUGAAGUGCAGGUAGCUCAAGAAACGAGAACGGUGUCUAUUGGUGGUAAUGAAAAUGAAGAAAAAUCUGAAGUUCAGGCAAUCAUUGAGUCCACUCCAGAGUUGGAUAUGGAUAAAGACCUCAGUGGCUAUAAAGGUUCAAGCACGCCCACCAAAGGUAUAGAGAACAAAGCAUUUGAUCGGAAUACAGAAUCACUCUUUGAAGAGCUGUCUUCUGCUGGCUCUGGCCUAAUUGGAGAUGUGGAUGAAGGUGCAGAUUUACUGGGAAUGGGCCGUGAAGUAGAAAAUCUUAUUCUGGAAAAUACCCAGCUGCUGGAGACCAAAAAUGCGUUGAAUGUGGUAAAAAAUGAUUUGAUAGCAAAAGUGGAUGAGCUGACCUGUGAGAAAGAUGUACUACAAGGAGAAUUGGAGGCUGUAAAACAAGCCAAACAGAAACUUGAAGAGAAGAACAAGGAGUUGGAAGAAGAGCUUAAAAAAGCACGUGCAGAAGCAGAGGAAGCAAGGCAGAAAGCAAAAGAGGAUGAUGAUAGUGAUGUCCCCACCGCUCAGCGGAAGCGUUUUACUCGCGUUGAAAUGGCUCGCGUUCUGAUGGAAAGAAAUCAGUACAAAGAGAGGCUGAUGGAGCUUCAGGAAGCUGUGCGAUGGACUGAGAUGAUAAGAGCAUCAAGAGAAAAUCCAGCCAUGCAAGAAAAGAAGAGAUCAAGCAUUUGGCAGUUUUUCAGCAGGCUGUUCAGUUCAUCAAGCAAUACAGCAAAGAAACCAGAGCCACCAGUUAAUCUUAAGUAUAAUGCCCCAACCUCACAUGUUACCCCAUCAGUCAAGAAAAGAAGCAGCACCUUAUCUCAGCUACCUAGUGACAAAUCUAAAGCCUUUGACUUCCUCAGUGAAGAGACAGAAGCCAGCUUAGCCUCCCGCAGAGAACAGAAGAGAGAACAGUACCGUCAAGUGAAAGCACAUGUUCAGAAGGAAGAUGGCAGAGUGCAAGCAUUUGGCUGGAGUUUGCCUCAGAAGUACAAACAGGUAGCAAAUGGUAGUCAAGGAGAUAACAAGAUGAAGAAUUUGCCUGUGCCUGUCUAUCUGAGACCCUUAGACGAAAAGGAUACUUCUAUGAAGCUGUGGUGUGCUGUAGGAGUGAACUUAUCAGGAGGGAAGACAAGAGAUGGAGGCUCUGUGGUUGGUGCUAGUGUAUUCUACAAUGAUGUGGCAGGUUUGGAAGCAGAUGGCCACAAGCAGCGAACAGGCUCACAAAGUAGCUUAGACAGACUAGACCAAGAACUGAAGGACCAACAGAAGGAGUUGAAACAUCAGGAGGAACUGUCGAGUCUAGUCUGGAUCUGUACUAGCACCCAUUCUGCUACAAAAGUUAUCAUUAUUGAUGCUAACCAGCCAGGAAACAUUCUAGAUAGCUUCAUUGUUUGCAAUUCUCAUGUCCUCUGUAUUGCUAGUGUACCAGGGGCUAGGGAAACAGAUUAUCCUGCAGGGGAAGAGGGCUCACAAGAAGCAGAUUCCAGUCAAGUGGACAAGUCCUCUUUGUGUGGGAGUAUGACCAGCAACAGCUCUGCAGAAACAGAUAGUCUGUUAGGUGGAAUCACAGUGGUUGGUUGUACUGCAGAGGGCAUUACUGCACCACCUCUAGCUCAUGAUGCUAAUGGUGCCUCAUCUGCAACAGAUAAACAGCCAGAAGCUGCAGCUGAAAGUGGUGUGGUGGAUGAAAAUGUCCCAACAGCAGAAGAGGCAACAGAGGCAACGGAAGUCAAUGCUGGGACAGGAGAAGAUGUAGCUGAUGUUUCCCAGACUGGAGUUUACACAGAGCAUGUCUUUACAGAUCCUUUGGGCGUGCAGAGUACAGCAGAGGGUUCUCCAGCAUACCCACCUAGUGAGUCAGACCUGUAUAAAGAUGUAGCAGUGUUGCCAAAUGAACAGGAUCUUGUGAGAGAGGAAGCACAGAAAAUGAGCAGCCUCUUACCCACAAUGUGGCUGGGAGCACAGAAUGGAUGCUUGUAUGUUCAUUCUUCAGUGGCCCAGUGGAGGAAAUGUGUUCAUGCCAUUAAACUUAAAGAUUCUAUUCUCAGUAUUGUACAUGUUAAAGGAAUAGUAUUAGUUGCACUAGCUGACGGAACGUUAGCAAUAUUUCACAGAGGAGUUGAUGGUCAGUGGGACUUGACAAAUUAUCACCUCCUAGACCUGGGUCGACCUCAUCACUCUAUCCGUUGCAUGACUGUGGUACACGACAAAGUCUGGUGUGGUUACCGGAACAAAAUUUAUGUUGUUCAACCAAAGGCCAUGAAAAUAGAGAAAUCAUUUGAUGCACAUCCAAGGAAAGAGAGCCAAGUGAGACAGCUGGCGUGGGUGGGUGAUGGGGUAUGGGUAUCAAUUCGCUUGGAUUCCACACUCCGGCUCUAUCAUGCGCACACAUAUCAGCACCUGCAGGAUGUGGACAUUGAACCCUAUGUAAGCAAAAUGCUAGGUACUGGAAAACUGGGGUUCUCCUUUGUGAGAAUCACAGCUCUUAUGGUGUCUUGUAAUCGUUUAUGGGUGGGGACAGGAAAUGGUGUCAUCAUCUCCAUUCCAUUAACAGAAACUGUAAUCCUCCACCAGGGACGUUUACUGGGGCUGAGGGCUAAUAAAACCACAUCAGGUUCUGGAAACCGUCCUGGGAGUGUGAUACGUGUAUACGGUGAUGAAAACAGUGACAAAGUGACUCCUGGGACAUUCAUCCCAUAUUGUUCCAUGGCACACGCACAGCUUUGCUUCCAUGGGCACCGUGAUGCCGUUAAGUUUUUUGUUGCAGUACCUGGUCAGGUUGCUUGUCCACAGAGUAGUGGAGGAUCUGAAAUAUCAGCUGAUAAAACUGGCCAAGAAGCCUUCAGCCAGACUUCCUUGAAAUCUAUGUUGGUUAUAAGUGGAGGAGAGGGCUAUAUCGACUUCAGGAUGGGUGAUGAAGGUGGAGAAUCUGAACUCCUUGGAGAGGCUCUACAACUUGAACCUUCUGUAGCCAAAGCUGAGAGGAGUCACUUGAUAGUGUGGCAAGUCAUGUACGGCAGCGAGUGAGCCCGCUCAGAAGCAGCUGGAGACCGCAAAAAAAUUCUGCAUGUUUUUUUGUUUUAUUUUUGUGGAACCUGUUUCACGCCACGAUGUUGGAGCAUUUCUUUUGCUGUUUAACUUUAUAUCGCAAUUCUGUCAGACCUUAACUAUACAGGAAUUAGCUUGUGCUGUUUUACUGCACCAGUGUUACCUAGGUCAGUAUAAUGAAGUCCAAGAACGUUUCCGUUCCCAGAACGUGUGCAUCAUAGGAGGCAAUCCAGACGCAGUUCACUGGAUCACGACCAUCUAAUCAGCUCACUUUCUUGAUAGUUUCACUUCUGUCCAUUGAGAGAAACUUCAUUACAGCUCAGCUUGAUUUCUGUGAAACAUUUGAGUAAAACAGCAAAGUUAUUCCCUCGGCAUUAUAAAAUUACCCAGCUAAUGUCAGGUGAAUUGUUGAGAUUCAUCCAGGCAGACAUGCAGUGAGGGCUAAAAUAACUGUACACUUUCACUUUCUUUGUCAAACCCGACUAAUCUUGUUUAUAGUGGUCUACAGUUUUGGUUGCCAUCUUCAUCAAGAUUCCUGGGGAAAGAGGAGACUGUAAAGAACAAUGAUAUCGAAAUAAAAAUGUAAGGUUUUGUUUGCUGAAGAAUUCUAACAUUAGAGAGCUGCUGCCUUCAACAGGCUUUUUCCAUUCUCCUACCAUGGAUACUUGUCACAUCUCAGUGAUUUUUUUUUUUUUCCAAAGGACAUUCUUAGAUGUUGAGAUUAUUUUAAAAUUGGAAAUAAGUUGUAAAAUCCGUGAGCGGGAGAUGUGAUUUCUUUUGUUCCCCCCUUCAUGUCUUAAAUCCAUAUAUAUCCUAACCCCCAGGCGUAAUCUUCUCUGCCUGGUCAAACUCAUGAGGCACUAUGUAGUUGUGGAGGUUACAGACCUCAAUUAGAGCUAGAGAAAUGAUUGAUACACACAGGGAAAUCCGUUUGGCACUAGUGAGAUUGAAGAAGAACUUUAGCUCUAUGUAAUUAGGCACAAAAUAUGUACAUUUUAGUUUUCAUACCCCUAUUUAGGCAGUGAAGUACUGCUGGUUAGAGAGAAGACUGCCACAGCAGAUGAAAUAACACUAUAAGACUGAAUAAAUUGACAAAAGCCAGGAGAGUCCAGAAUCAAGGCUGACUCUCU